AUGAACACCACCCACGAUGUCCGUAUGCACGACGCCCGCACACUGCCACACGAGGACGGCAAAUCGCCCGGCAUUCCUCUGCGCAAUCCCAUUCAUCCGUCGGUGAUUGACAAGCUCGAUCCCGCUUUUGUGAAACUAUACAAUGAUUACAUCGCGAACGGACCCCCCUCAUCCACCGACCUGACGGUGGUGCGCCAGAACUAUUCAGCCUUAUAUUCAUAUGCUGCAGCACCGCCAUCUGGUGUAGGAGGAAUUGGGGAAACCCAAGUACCAGGCUGGAAUAAAUAUCCUGGGGAUAUCAAUGUACGGGUUUACGUCCCACCGGGUGAAGAGCCAGGGCAGCGCAAAGUGUGGCCCGUCCAUUUCAAUUUCCAUGGCGGAGGCUGGGCAGUCGGUGACCUGGAGACCGACGCACACAUCUGCCAUCACAUCUGCGCUGCCGUUCCCUGUUGCGUUAUCGACAUUGAAUACCGGCUGAUCCCCGAGUAUCCCUUUCCCAUCGGCAUCAUGGACAGUCUCACAGCUGUCGGACACAUCCUAGCCAACCACAAGACAUUCUCCAUCGAUUCUACAAACAUGACCUUUGGCGGCGAAUCCUCUGGGGCGACUAUCGCUCUGAUCCUGAACCAUCUGUUCCGUGACGGUGGGUUUGGAGACAAAUUGAAGGGCGUGGUUGUUGCUACACCUACUAUCAGUGACGUAAGGAAGUACGCAACACCAGACAUGAGCCCUUGGCCGAGUAUGAGGGAAGCCGAGUUCGCUCCCCUCCUCAACUGGGAGAAAUUGAAAUGGUUCGAUACUUUCAAGUGGAUGUCUUUGUCGAGUCAACACCUGGGAACAAAACCCAAGGAACAGAAGCGAGAUAUAUCGUGGUUUGCCGAUGCCAUGAAUGCUCCAGAUUUCAAGAACUUGGCUCCCAUCACGUAUGUGGCUACGGCAGAGAUUGACCCUUUGAGGGAUGAGGCAGAAGCAUAUGCUAAGAAAGUUGAGGAAGCUGGCAAUAAGAUUGUCCUACGAAGGUUCAAUGGCAUGCCACACCACUUCAUGCACCUGGAUAGGGCGCUUCCCCAAGCUCGAGACUAUGUCCAGGAUGUCAUAUCGCAUAUCCGCCAGUGUCUCUAUCCUCCUGAUCCACCCGCGAUGAAAACGCCGCCGGAAACCUGA
Molecule: messenger RNA, 1164 nt
Organism: Fonsecaea nubica
Lineage: Eukaryota; Fungi; Ascomycota; Eurotiomycetes; Chaetothyriales; Herpotrichiellaceae
Exons: 2
Coding region: 1-1164 (387 amino acids)
Molecular function (GO): hydrolase activity
Source: RefSeq, a predicted model, not a curated record